Messenger RNA from Amphimedon queenslandica, 848 nucleotides. Its product is annotated as paramyosin-like. The record is from RefSeq and is a predicted model, not a curated record. Lineage: Eukaryota; Metazoa; Porifera; Demospongiae; Haplosclerida; Niphatidae. The transcript is spliced from 5 exons. Bases 7 to 825 code for a protein of 272 amino acids.
GAAGAUAUGCAGAAAGCAAAAACAACACAUGAAGAGCAUUUGAGCGAAGCAAUCAAAGAUAAUCAAUAUAAAGACUGUCAGAUUUCUGAACUAAUGACAAGAAUCCAAUCAUUAGAAGAAAAGAUAGCAAUGCUGAAAAUCAAAGAAGAAGAGAUGAAAGAAGCCAAAACAAGACAUGCAGAAUAUUUGAGUAAAGAGAUGAGCGAUAAAGACAGUCAUAUUGCCACACUAAUAAAAAGAAUCUUGUCAUUACAAGAAAUGCUUGAAAAACAGAUAGAAGAGGCAACAGAGAAGUUGGAAGAGGAACGAAAAAUAUGCAGACAGCAAAUAGAAGAAGUAAGAAGAGCCUGUGCUCAAAGAAUCAAUGAAGCACAACGCGAAAUGCAACAACAACAACAACAACAGAUUGCUAGACAAACGUGUGUUACUGACAUGCAACGGGCUGAAGUCACAGACUUAAUCAAAGAUGUGAUGAAGCAGGCCCUUAAGGAAAGCCAAGAAAUGCAAGUAUUAAGGCAACGGGUGGAGGAUAUGGGUGAAAAAAUGGAGGAUAUGGAUGAAAAAAUGGAGGAAAAGAUGGAGGGCAUGGCCUUGACUCUAGAAAAAGUUGGAGAAAAAUUAGCUGAUUUAAGCAAGGAAAAAGAGCCCAGUGCCCCAGAAAUAACAGGAAAAGCAGAGGUAGUUGCAGAUACUGAAAUCUCUCCUUAUAACAUUGCUACUCUAUCAAAACCAUCGAGCGACACUAAUGUGGAACCAUACUUAAACCGACCACUUGAAGAAACAGAUGUGGAAAAGACAAACGACAAAGAUGACAAAAAGCCAUGAAAUGAAGAACUACAUGUGACACA